This is a messenger RNA of Heterocephalus glaber (naked mole-rat), 6379 nucleotides long. RefSeq names its product glucocorticoid modulatory element binding protein 1 (gene Gmeb1). Gene Ontology annotation, cellular component: nucleus. NCBI's taxonomy places the organism in Eukaryota, Metazoa, Chordata, Mammalia, Rodentia, Bathyergidae. Gene Ontology annotation, molecular function: RNA polymerase II cis-regulatory region sequence-specific DNA binding. The record is from RefSeq and is a predicted model, not a curated record. Gene Ontology annotation, biological process: regulation of transcription by RNA polymerase II.
UUAUUUUGAGAUACUAUAGUCUUGCUAAAUUGCUCAGGCCUUGCUCAAAUUUGUGAUCCUGCUGCCUCAGCCUCCCAUAGUACUGGGAAUACAUACAUGUGCGACCAUGGUAUACUUGCUAUAUUCCAAGUUUCUUCUGGUUUUUUGGAGACAGGGUCUCACUAUGUAGUUUAGGGUGGCCUUGAACUCACUGUGUAGUUUAGGGUGGCCUCAAACUCAAGAUCCUCCUGCCUCAGGGAUUAAACUCAGGACCUUGUGCUUGCAAGGCAGGCGAUGGCACCACUGAGCUAAAUCCCUGGCCCAAGGUAGGUACUUUUGUAGACAGGUAUCUGAUAUUUGGAAACCCAAUUAUUACACUCCUAUGUGCUGGGCACUGUGGUAGGCAUGGAGAAGCUGCUGAAUAUGAAAAGCAGCCCUUAGCUGUGCACCUACUGUGCACAGCUGUAGCAGUAGCUGUGCAGCUACUUAGGAGGCUUAGGCAGGAGGAUCCUUGGAGUUCAAGACCAGCCUGGACAAUAUAGUGAGACUGUCACAGCUGGGUGUGGCAUGUCUAUAAUUCCAGCACUCUGGGAAGCUGAGGCAGGACAUCACAAGUUCCACCCCAGGCUACGAAAUUUAGUGAGACCUUGUUUUUAAAAAAUUUUUUAAAGGCCCGAGCAAUGUAGCUCAGUGUGAAAUCCAUAGGUUCAAUCCCCAGUACCACCAAAAAAAAAGUACUGCUUUCCUAGGAUGUACAGUCAGAUGGGGAAGGGCUGACACAGUGAUUUGGUGGUUGUGACAGGGGUACUACCAGUGCAGAGGGAGUGAGAACACAAGUUCAGACCUAGUCAAGGAAGUCACAGAAGGCUCUUCAUGAAAGUGAAGUUUACUCUUACUUUGUUUUUGUUUUGUUUUGUUUUGGUUUGGUUUUUGGUACCAGGGAUGGAACUCAGGACCUUGCACUUUGGAGGCAGGCACUUCACCACUGAGCUAAAUUCCUUGCCGCAUGGAAGUCAUGUUUAAAUAAGUAAUAAGAUGAGCAGGCACUCACCAAUAAGGACAGGAAAGAAGGUGGAGGAAACAAGUGUGAAGGUUCAGGGGAGGAAAUACUUGGGAAACUGGAAAACAUUUAAUGGUAGGAGCCCACAGUGUGGGAAGAGCUGAGAAAGGAGGCUAGCAGGGUGAACCGAGGACAGAUUCUGAGGCUGUCGCAAGCCACAGGAAGGUAUUGGCACUUUAAUAGCAACAGGACUACACUAAAGGGUUUUUAAGUGGGAAAAUGGCCUGUGGCCUUUAGUAGAAUCACUUUGGCUGUUGUGUGGAGAACGAAUUGGUGGAGACCAAGACCAGCAAUUAGAAUAAUGAGAAGCAGCUGGAAGAACUAGGACCAGUGUGGUGACCUAGAUAUGAUGGCAGUACAGAUAGAGAAUGGGAGGAUGAUUUAAAUAUAUAUAUUAGAAUGGAUAGGAUAUGUAGUUGAUUUGGUAUUGAAAGAGAGAAAUCAAAAAUAACUUCUUACUUUCUGGCUUGUGAAAAUGGGUAGGAGGAGCCAGGCAUGGUGUUUCAAGCCUGUAAUCUCAGCCCUCGAGAUACUGAGGCAGGAGGAUCGAUGCAAGUUUGAGGCCAGCCUAGACUACAUAGUGAGUUCAAAGCCAGCCUGAACUACAUAGCAAGACUGUCUCAAAACACUGAAAGAAACAAAAAAUAGAAGAAGUGCCACUUACUGAGAUAGGAAAUACAGGAGCAGGUUUGAGGGGGGUUGUGAGGUACAGUUUAAUGUGUGUAUAAGACAUUGUACAGGCUGAAUAUAGAGGUGUGGAAUUAAUGAAAAAAUGUGAUGUGGGAUUAUAAAGUGCAGAAAUCAGAUAUGAGGAAUUAUAACUAGGUCAUAUACAAGCAAAUUGACUGGACUGACAUAUUUUAGUGCCUAAGACCAGCAGAGUUGUGGGACGCACAAAAACAUUUAGGUAAGACACCACUUGUCUUCACAGAAGAUAGUGUGCAGCUGUGGAGAUAAAUGUUCAUUUAGCGGCAAUACUGGGCACAGUGUGUAUGCUAGGAGGGACCUGUAGACCAAGUGUUGGGGGAAUGUGGAAAAGAAGAUGCUUUGACCAUGUGGCUUCACGGAGUGGGCUUUGAACUGAGCCUUGAAGGGAGAAGGAAAUAAAGGAGAAAGUUGUUUUGGACUUAGGGAAUGACAGAGGCGCAGAAACCUGAAAUUAUAUAAGUGUAUGUUCAGAGUGCAGUGGGUGGGUGGUAUGGCUGGGGCUUAACGUUCCUGGGGUGUGAUACUAGUUCUUAGGUGUACUCUGGAAGGGUAUUUUGAGGCCAAUGAGGUAGACUCUGAGUAGCAUGCUUAAGUAUGUGUUUAUUAGGCAAACAAAUACUGUGGCAGAGCUGAGAGGUGAGAAUUGUGUAAGUCCUUUGAUCACCAGUUACAUAUUUCAGCUUGGAUCUGUUGUCUCUAUUCAGGCACAGUUCUGGUCAUCUUCAUGUAUUUCAGUAAAUAAAGUACUUUUAUCUAUAUUUUCUUUUUUGAGACAGGGUCUUGCUGCAUAGUCUAGGCUGGGGUUGAACUCAACAAUGUGCUGCAGUCUUCUUGCCUCAGGCUCCUGAGUGCUGGAAUUAGAGGCAUAUGCCACCACUCCAGGUUUAAAUGACUCUUCAACUGUGAAGACUAACAACUGCAGAAUAUUUUGGGACUUUCUUAGGUUUUUUUUGGUACGGGGGAUCGAACUCGGGUCCUUGUGCUUGCGCAGCAGCCCGCGAAACCACUGAGCUGAAUCCCCAGACCCAACUUUCUUGGUUUUUAUUAAGAUUGGGACAAGGGAGGUAACUUGUGGUACAAAACUUGCCUAGAGUGCAGGAGGCCGUGUGUUUAAUCCCCAGUACCUUAAAAACAAGAUUGAACAGGCCAGGGAUUUAGCUCAGUGGUUUCGCCGCCUGCUGCGCAAGUGCAAGGACCCGAGUUCGAUCUCCAGUACCAAAAAAAGGAUUGAACAAUGGCUUUGAGUUAUGUACUUUAAAAUCAAGGAGCAUGUGGUGGUGGAUAUUGGAUUCCUCAAUGACCCUGCAAGGGAAGUGUCAGCAGCCCCAGCUACCUGACUUCAUGUGAAAGAUGGCUAAUGCAGAAGUGAGUGUCCCAGUGGGAGAUGUCGUUGUGGUACCCACUGAAGGAAAUGAAGGGGAGAACCCUGAAGACACUAAAACCCAAGUGAUCUUGCAGUUACAACCUGUACAGCAGGGUUUGUUUAUCGAUGGACACUUUUACAACAGGAUUUAUGAACCUGGGUCGGAGAACAAUACGGCAGUUGUAGCAGUAGAAACUCACACAAUACACAAAAUUGAAGAAGGAAUUGAUGCAAGUACUAUAGAAGCAAAUGAGGACAUGGAAAUUGCUUACCCCAUAACUUGUGGGGAGAGCAAAGCCAUCCUCCUCUGGAAGAAGUUUGUGUGUCCAGGAAUAAAUGUGAAGUGUGUCAAGUUCAAUGAUCAGCUGAUUAGCCCCAAGCACUUUGUUCAUCUGGCUGGCAAGUCCACUCUGAAGGACUGGAAGAGAGCCAUUCGUUUGGGUGGAAUCAUGCUCAGGAAAAUGAUGGACUCCGGACAGAUUGAUUUUUACCAGCAUGACAAAGUGUGCUCCAAUACCUGCAGAAGCACCAAAUUUGAUCUUCUGAUUAGCAGCGCACGAGCUCCAGUGCCAGGACAGCAGACAAGUGUGGUGCAGACACCCACUUCGGCCGAUGGUGGCAUCACACAGAUUGCCAUUUCAGAAGAGAGCAUGGAAGAGGCAGGGCUGGAGUGGAACUCUGCGCUUACUGCUGCUGUCACCAUGGCCACAGAGGAGGGUGUGAAGAAAGACUCCGAGGAAAUUUCAGAGGACACUUUGAUGUUCUGGAAAGGAAUUGCUGAUGUAGGGCUGAUGGAAGAGGUUGUCUGCAAUAUCCAGAAGGAAAUAGAGGAACUACUCAGGGGAGUUCAACAGCGGCUCCUCCAGGCUCCCUUCCAGGUCACAGAUGCUGCUGUUCUCAACAAUGUAGCGCAUACAUUUGGCCUAAUGGACACUGUCAAGAAGGUUUUGGACAACAGAAGGAACCAAGUAGAGCAGGGAGAAGAGCAGUUUCUCUAUACUCUGACAGACUUGGAACGUCAGUUGGAAGAGCAAAAAAAGCAAGCCCAGGAUCAUAGGCUGAAAUCCCAGACAGUUCAAAAUGUGGUACUGAUGCCUGUGAGCACUCCUAAACCUCCAAAAAGGCCCCGGCUCCAGCGGCCGGCCUCCACCACUGUCCUGAGCCCUUCUCCUCCUGUUCAGCAGCAGCCUCAGUUCACAGUCAUCUCCCCCAUCACCAUCACCCCAGUGGGUCAGUCCUUUUCCAUGGGCAAUAUUCCCGUGGCCACACUCAGCCAGGGCUCCAGCCCUGUGACUGUCCACACAUUGCCUUCUGGCCCUCAGCUCUUCCGCUACGCCACAGUGGUCUCCUCUGCCAAGAGCAGCUCACCAGACACAGUGACCAUCCACCCUUCAUCUAGCUUGGCACUGCUAAGCUCCACCACCAUGCAGGAUGGCAGUACCCUGGGCAACAUGGCUACCAUGGUGAGCCCUGUGGAGCUGGUGGCCAUGGAGUCUGGUCUGACCUCAGCAAUCCAGGCUGUGGAAAGCACCUCAGAGGACGGGCAGACCAUCAUUGAAAUUGACCCAGCCCCGGACCCUGAGGCUGAAGACACUGAGAGCAAAGCAGUCAUCUUGGAGACAGAGCUGAGGACUGAGGAGAAAGUUGUGGCUGAGAUGGAAGAACAUCAACAUCAAGUCCACAAUGUGGAGAUUGUAGUCUUAGAGGACUAACUGGGAUCUUGGGGCCAGGAGAUAUGUUUUGGUUUGGAAUUUUAAUUGUUUAUUUUUAUCAUUGUCCCACUCAUUUCCACAUAGGAUCCUUUUUUACAAAAACAAAAUCUCAUUGUUAUAACUAAAAAUGUUGGGUUCCUCCCAUCCUCUUAUUGAAAAAUGGACAAAACAAGCUACCCUUCCAGAAGUUGAGAGUUCACUCAAUGUCCUAAUCAUCUUAUUGUAAGAAAGUUAUUUCUUUAGGAGGAGCCAUCAAAGUAACCAGCGAGCUUUCACAGACUAGUCCUAUCUGUGUACACUUGGUCUUAUGUUUGUAAAGAUGCAUUGACCAAACUCUGGAACACAGAUCUGACAUUGGUAGGUAACCCACUGGCAUGCAGGUGCAGAAGUAUACUUUCUUUUGUGUCCUUGAAAGGCUCUGAAACAAAUGGAAGUUGAACUCUGCUUAAAGGGGAAUGUAGCACGCCAGCAGCAGUUUAGAAAGGGAAUUGCUUUGGCGAGGAUGGGGCAAGGCUAUUACCUGUCUUCCAGAGAUGUAACUGAUGUCCCCCCAUCUCUGAGGGUUGCUACCAGGGGUGCCAUAUUGGUGGUAAGUGGAAGAAUACAUCACCACAGAACAGUGGCAGCAGUGGCUUAUGGUUUUGCAGAAGUAGAAAUCAAGGAAUGCCACAGCUAUGCUUUGGGGUUCAAAGUGAUAGCUCACUUUGGCCCCCACUUUGUCAAAGCACUUAGCCUCCUAACCUGGGAUCAGCCCAUUCAUUUGCAAACUAUGUGAUAUGGUGUAAAUUGCUCUGGUUCUUAACCUGUGGCUGUCAUGGGGCUGGGGCUCCAAAGCCAUCGUUUUUAUUGCAUGACUCCAGGAACAGGGGAGUUCCUCACCCAGACCAGCUGCCAUAUUCAGUAGGCCUUGUUUUGUUUUGUUUUGUUUUGUUGGAACCAAAAGUAGCCACUCAUUUGGUGCUUCCUCUUGUUCUCCCCCCACCAUCUCAUCAUGAGAUGGCAUCUGUCUUGUGAGUCCCAUGCUCUUCAGCUUUUUGGCUGAUUAGAGAACAGUGGCAGGUGCCUGCCUGCCUUCAUCCCCUUUUAGACUCAUUUAUACCACAGAUGUUUCUGUGAGAGAUUGAGCUCAUACAGAGCCUUAGGCUUGGCAGGGAAGACUGGUAAACGCCCCCAGCCUUUCCUGAGGCACCGAGCUGGACUCUGGGAAAGAAACACUGUCUGUGACAUUAUAUUAUAGAACAUGCACCAGGAACAUCAAUAAUAAUGUCUUUGGAGGGUAUGUGUUUUGUUUUCCUUUCUUUUUUUUCCUCCAUAAAUGUUUGUAUAUUUGGAGCUGGGCCAUUUUCCAUACUGUGAUUCCUUCUCUUUGACCCUCUCUUCAAUGUUUGGGGCAAGAGUGGACCCUGGUUUUAUUUCUUUGAUUGCAUUGUUUACUGCACUAGGAAAAAUAUAGGGAAACAGCAGACAACUUAAAGGAAAAAUAGGUCAAAAAGGAAAGCACAUACCUUAGGAAUGGGAGGCUUUUUUUUUCUAUUAAAAGCAAAAAUUUGACCUGUA